UAGGGGCAACUUGUGGAGUUGUGACACGGACGACGAGCCCCUUUUGAUUCAGGUACGUAUCCAGGGGGAUCCUACCUGUCUCUCUCCUCCUCUCUCUCUCUCUCUCUCUCCCUCCCAAUAUGAUGAUAUCUUCUCUCCGAAUCUCGCUAUAUUUAUCUACAUUCCUGAUGCGAAAAUGCACCUCUAUACGGCGAUGAAUUGUGUGCCUUUUGAUUUCAACCUACUUCUUGCAGCUAAGAAGUCAUUUCACUUUUCGGCACUCUCUUCCUUUCAGACUUAUCUUCUUCGAUGAUGAUGGCGAUAAUCUCGAGACAAUGAGAUACUAUUGUGAACAAGAGCAGCUGUGAAUCUUCUCUUUCCUAUUUCCUAUUGAUUCACUCCUAUGGCGGUUGACUCGUCCAAUGAGACUGAUGAUAGGAGAAAACAUUAAUGAUAUAGAAUCCGCGACUUCAUUCUUCUUGUACCUAUAAACAAAACUUCCUGGAUCCUCCUACUUAAGGUCCGUGGUAGUCCGUACACUUCAAUGGCGGCAAAUUUGAUCAAUGAGGUUGAAGACUUAAAUAGUCUACUUGUCUUGCCUGAGCAAGGGUGUGCUGAUUCACAGCUUGAUUCACAAGUAACAAUUCCUCCAAACACAUUCAAGGGUGAGGUGUGCCAGGAUUCGACAGUGAAAAGUGAAGCUUACUCCAAUAAGCAAAUGGAAAACAAAGAUUCCUCCUAUUCAAGUUGUCUUGUGAAGGAUAUUGAGAUUGGGAAUGCAGAGACGCUUAAAAACAAUGACAAAGCUAUGGAGAAGCUGAAAGCUGAUACUCCCCUAACUAAGGUACUGCAGCGACAGAUAAGCUUCCAAAUAAGCGAGAAAGUCAUGCAGCUGUUGAUGGAUGACAGCCUUGUUCUACCCAAAUUUGCCUCUAAAGAUAAAUGUGUGACUGAAAGGACUCAUGAUAACAGAGCAAGGAAAUACAAGAGAUCUACUUCAUUUAAUUCUCGAAGAGUGGUUCUACUUUUCUCAUUGCUGUCAAGUUUGGGAACGCUGGUGCUGAUAUACUUGACUCUAAGGGUUAGAUAUAUGUCUAAUAGUGGGUGAUGGGGUUUUGUUCACUUCACAGGCUAAUCUUUGGUACGUUGAAUGAAGGCACCUUGUUCUUCUUGUGUGUGCUUCUUUCUAUUGGUUUGUGGUUAGAGUUGCUGCUGUUAUUCUUUUUCUUAUGGACCAUAGAGGAGAGACUCAGACACUGUGUGUACAUAUAAAACUUGUGUUUCAAAUCUUCUUUUUUCAUUGUCAGCUGGCUUUCCUUUGAGUUUCA
Molecule: messenger RNA, 1307 nt
Organism: Impatiens glandulifera
Lineage: Eukaryota; Viridiplantae; Streptophyta; Magnoliopsida; Ericales; Balsaminaceae
Exons: 7
Coding region: 524-1087 (187 amino acids)
Source: RefSeq, a predicted model, not a curated record